Pseudozyma hubeiensis SY62 is the source of this 1446-nucleotide messenger RNA. RefSeq lists its product as hypothetical. The transcript has a single exon. Lineage: Eukaryota; Fungi; Basidiomycota; Ustilaginomycetes; Ustilaginales; Ustilaginaceae. Gene Ontology annotation, biological process: protein import into peroxisome matrix. Bases 1 to 1446 code for a protein of 481 amino acids. Gene Ontology annotation, cellular component: cytosol. The record is from RefSeq and is a predicted model, not a curated record.
AUGGCGGACGCAGCAUCCACAUCCGCACCGGCGCCGGCCGCAGCUGGUGCUGCCGCUGCUGAGCCGACUACUGCGCGCGACAUUUCGCGAGACGGUGCCAAGAUCGCCGACAUGGAAUACUACGACCUCCUCGGCGUUCGCGGCGACGCUUCCGAUCUCGACCUCAAAAAGGCGUACCGCAAGGCGGCCAUCAAGAAUCAUCCGGACAAAGGAGGUGACGAGGAGACCUUCAAGAUGAUUGGCGAAGCAUAUCGCGUUCUGAGCGACAACCACCUGCGUGCCGACUACGACAAGUACGGAAAGAAGAAGCCCACAGACGAAGUCGGACUCAAAGAGGCCACCGACAUGUUUGGCAGCUUGUUCGGCGGUGAACGCUUCAUGGACCUCAUCGGCGAGAUCAGCCUGAUCAAAGACUUUGGCAAGGCGUCCGAGAUUAUGAUGACGGAGGAGGAGAAGGAGGAACUCGAAGCCCAGAUGAAGGCGGAGCACAAAAAGGCAAAUCCUUCCGAAACCCCCGCCGCCGUCGAUGCCAUCAAGACCGAUCUGCCUGCAGAUGCAGCAACGGCUGGAGACGCUGCUGCACGAAAAGCUGCUGAGGCCGGAGCGACGUCGGAGGAGAUCGCCGAAGCGAAGAAGAAGGAGGAUGCAAAGCAGAAGCAAAAGCUGACACCAGAGCAGAAGGCCAAACUCGAGGAGCUCGAAAAGGAGAAGGAGGAGAACGAACGCAAGCGAGUCGAGGAUCUCGCCGAAAAGCUCAAGGAGCGCAUCCGACCCUUUGUCGACGCACGCAAGCCCGGCGACAAGGACGACUCGCAGACGCAGAUCUUCGAGCGCAAGAUGAAGGAGGAGGCCGAGGAUCUCAAGCUUGAGUCGUUUGGUGUCGAGCUCCUCCAUGCUAUCGGCAACAUCUACGUCAUGAAGGCCACCACAUGGAUCAAGACCAAGAAGCAUAGCAUGCUCGGCUUUGGCGGCUUCAUGAGCCGCAUGAAGGAGCGCGGUGCGGUGGUAAAGGAGACGUGGGGCAUGCUUGGCUCCGCGCUCAACGUCAAGGCAUCCAUGGACGAGCUUGCGCGCCGCCAGGAGAAGGGAGAGAUUCCGGAGGACGAGUUGCGCGCUCUCGAGCAAGACAUGAGCGGCAAGAUGCUGCUGGCUACCUGGAGAGGCACUCGAUUCGAGAUCUCGGGCAUCCUCCGACAGGUGUGCGACAAGGUUCUCAACGAAAAGGGUGUCAGCGACAAGGUGCUCUUCAACCGCGCGCAAGCCAUCUUGUUCCUCGGGAUGAUCUACAAGGCGGUUCAGCCCGACGAGAGCGACGACGAGCGACGCGAGCUCGAACGACUCGUCGCCGAAGCAGCCGGCAAGAACAAGAAGAGGGGCAAAAAGGACAAGAAGGUCAGCGGUACCACCACACCUUCCACGGGCGCUGCCGCCUCAGCAUCGGCCUAG